This is a messenger RNA of Cuscuta epithymum, 1214 nucleotides long. The record is from the annotation of a GenBank genome assembly. NCBI's taxonomy places the organism in Eukaryota, Viridiplantae, Streptophyta, Magnoliopsida, Solanales, Convolvulaceae.
CCUGGAUAAGGGGGCAAUCAGAAAGAGGAGAUAUGGUUGGCUGCUCUCAGUUAAUUUUUCCCCAAUUACUUGUGCUGUUAUCUUUUUUUUUUGAUAAACUUGUGCUGUUAUCUUCUUUGGUUUAAUGGUCGCACUAGACGGGCACAAAGCAGAAUACUGUAGACGCCACAGCAAAGCUCCUCCACACUGACAAUUCGCAGCAAUGCUAGCUUCAACUGCCUUGAAUCUAAGCUCUUUCGCCGCCGUUUCCGUGAAGGAUUUUCCAGCACACAACUCUCGUAAGCUUUCUUCGCAGUUUGGGUUUCGCUCCUUGCCAUUGUUGGCUCUGCCACACGCUUUGCUGAAGCGCUCAAGAACUUGUGUUAAAACCGCCGUAGCCGCUGUCGAAUCAUCCUUUGAUACUGCGGUAAAGAAAGAAACAGAAAGGAAGAAGUAUUAUUUUGUUGUUGCGAAUGCAAAAUUCAUGUUAGAUGAAGAGGAGCAUUUCCAGGAGCAAUUGUUUGAGCGUCUUAGGUAUUAUGGUGAAUGUGGAAAGGAACAAGAUUUCUGGCUUGUUAUUGAGCCUAAGUUCUUGGAUCAAUUUCCUGUCAUUACAAAGAGACUAAAGAGACCUGCAGUGGCUCUAGUUUCUACCAAUGGCCCCUGGAUCAAGUUCAUGAAACUAAGAUUAGAUAGAGUUUUACAAGACUGUUUUGAGGCUGAUAGUGUAGAAGAAGCAUUGGCUUCUUCCCCUGUCAAACUUGAGUUUGAGAAACCAGAGAAUUGGACUGCACCAUACCCUAAGUAUAAGUCUGGAUGGUGGGACCCCUUUUUGCUUCCAGAAUCUCAAACUCAAAAGUUAACAUGAUGAUAAAUGGGUGGGAAAAAGAAGUUGCAUACAUAUAGGAAUUUCUUCAAAUCCUUCCCGGAAGCUACUUCUCGGAAAAGACCAAUAGCCCAAUGGAUCUUAUCUCUCACCAACAAAGCUGCUUGCCUACACAUAUCCUCCGGCAAUACGAUCUCUGGAUAGUCCGGUGGAGUCCUUACAAUUUACAAACAAUAUCAUAUUUUGUAAAUAAAAGUCAUUCCAAGAAAAAGAAAACUGAGAGCAUGUCAAUGGGUUCUCUUCUCAUGUACUCCGUAUUAUAUACAUGUAAAAGUUGGGUUUUGCAAAUCAUGUCCCAGUUCGUCUUUGCACCACAUAUAUUUCUAAUAGACUUUGCCCAUUCAUUAAA